Notechis scutatus (mainland tiger snake) is the source of this 1854-nucleotide messenger RNA. It is a transcript of the gene PACSIN1, whose product is annotated as protein kinase C and casein kinase substrate in neurons 1. Gene Ontology annotation, biological process: regulation of endocytosis; plasma membrane tubulation; neuron development. NCBI's taxonomy places the organism in Eukaryota, Metazoa, Chordata, Lepidosauria, Squamata, Elapidae. Gene Ontology annotation, molecular function: phospholipid binding; protein binding. Gene Ontology annotation, cellular component: cytoplasm; endosome; plasma membrane. The record is from RefSeq and is a predicted model, not a curated record.
CUCGCUCGCUCGAGGAGGGGGGGACGGUCUCGCUGUGCCUCCCAUUCUAAGGGCCGGCCGGGCAGAGCCACGCAGCGCAUGAGGUCUGGUCCUGUUGGCAGAACGGCUGACCCCUUGGCGAUAAAUAACCAGGGCCGCUGACAAUGUCAACUUCCUGUGAUGAGUCUGUGGCAUCUGUUGAAGAAGUAACAGACAGCUUCUGGGAGGUGGGGAAUUAUAAGCGGACAGUGAAGCGGAUUGAUGAUGGAUAUCGGCUUUGCAAUGAUCUGAUGAAUUGUGUCCAUGAACGAGCCAAGAUUGAGAAGGCAUAUGCUCAGCAGCUGGUUGAUUGGGCCAAGAGGUGGAGGCAACUGAUAGAAAAAGGUCCCCAGUAUGGCAGUUUGGAGAAGGCAUGGAUGGCUAUAAUGACAGAGGCAGACAAAGUCAGCGAACUACACCAAGAAGUUAAGAAUAGCCUACUGAAUGAUGAUUUUGAAAAGGUGAAGAACUGGCAGAAGGAUGCUUUCCACAAACAGAUCAUUGGAGGCUUCAAGGAGGCCAAGGAAGCAGAAGACGGUUUUCGGAAAGCACAAAAACCCUGGGCCAAGAAGAUGAAGGAGCUGGAAACAGCCAAGAAAGUAUAUCACUUGGCAUGCAAAGAGGAGAAACUUGCUAUGACCCGGGAAGCUAAUAGCAAAGCUGAGCAAUCUAUUACGCCAGACCAGCAAAAGAAGCUUCAAGACAAAGUAGAAAAAUGCAAGCAAGAUGUACAAAAGGCUCUGGAAAAAUAUGAGAAAGUUGUGGAGGAGGUGAAAAAGGGCACUCCACAGUACAUGGAGAGCAUGGAGCAGGUCUUUGAGCAAUGCCAGCAGUUUGAAGAGAAGCGGCUUAAUUUCCUGAAAGAAGUGCUGUUAGAUAUCAAGCGACACCUGAACCUGGCAGAGAACAGCAGCUAUUCUAAAGUCUACCGUGAGCUGGAGCAGACCAUUCGUGUGGCCGAUGCACAAGAAGACCUUCGGUGGUUCCGCAACACUUGUGGCCCCGGGAUGCCUAUGAACUGGCCUCAGUUAGAAGAAUGGAAUCCAGAUGCAACACAAACAAUAAACCGAAGAGAGAAACCAAAAAAGAAUGAGGGAGGCAACACACCCAAUGCCAGUGGAGGUGGGGAAGCAACAGCACAGGGAGGAGAUAGUGGCAGUGUCAGCAGUUAUGAACGUGGCCAAGCCUACCCUGGAGAGUGGUCAGAUGAUGAGGGUGGCAACACUUACAACUCCAAUGAAGCCAAUGGUGGUGCCAAUUCCUUUGAAGAAGAAACAGUUGGGAAAGGUGUCCGUGUACGAGCUCUGUAUGAUUACGAUGGGCAAGAGCAGGAUGAGCUGAGUUUCAAAGCAGGUGAUGAAUUAACCAAAUUAGGUGAAGAAGACGAACAAGGGUGGUGCAGAGGACGUCUGGACACCGGGCAACUUGGUCUUUAUCCAGCUAACUAUGUGGAAUCUAUCUAAUUCUGUCAUGUUCUUCUUGUGCUGCCAGAAUUCAACCCUCUCCAGUCCACCAUCUGUCUAUACCAGCCAAGUAGCCAUCUUACUCUACUGUCAUUCACUUAGCACAGUUAUAUUAUAUUUUCCAAUCAAUCUUUUAUUUUUUUAAUUACAUCUCUAAAAAGUAUUUUGUGGUAGCUUUACUAUUUUAGUUUCUUAAAGAAAUGAGAUAUGAAAAGUCAACACUGUUAUUGGAGGGCUUGUCUUGUAAGUGAACACCAAUAUUUCAAGGCUUUAAAGCCUAAUCAACAAAGCUUCCAAUUGGUUGGAUUUUAAUUAUAAAAUGUACGUAAGAAACAUUCCAAAUGGCUUAUUCUGCCUAGCAUUCACUCUCUGA